AAAUGAGUGAAUAGUAGUUUGUUUUUUUCUUUUAAAAUAAGUAUCCUUGCAUACCAACAACAACGACAACAGCAGGGGAUUAUGGGUAGAGUAAAGACAAGCCUGUAAAACGCGUUCCGCAUUCACUUCAGUAACACAGCUCUGCCUCCGAGCGCCGGUAUUCCUUAAAGAGCUCCUUCACCGUUAAACAUUUUAUUUUAUUUUUUUAAUUUUUUUUUUUUUUUUAAAGCCGAGUGGAGCUCAGCAGGAAGGCAGGCAGCCACAGGUUGAGUUUUUCUGGGAUGGAUGCUGACAGCAGCCGCCUGGAGAGGAGCAGCCACACGGCUUUUAUCCACGACAACAGCCUGUUUGUGUGGGGAGGAUACCAGGUAGCUGAUGGACAGGAUGUUGUGUUGCCCAGUGAUGAGAUAUUUCUCUGUGAUUUAUACAGCGGAACAUGGGAGCGGAGGGAAAUCACCGGUGACAUCCCACCAGACUUAACAGGCUGCUGUGGCUCAUACGCUAAUGGCACAUUUUACAUCUUUGCAGGAUGUGACCCUGUUGGAUACACAAAUCAGAUGUUUAGUGUUGACCUUACAAAACCGUGUUACUCAUGGAAGAAACUAACUGACACCAAGGGAACCACACCAUCACCACGAAAUAAACACUCCUGCUGGGUACACAGAGACAGGUUAAUCUACUUCGGUGGAUAUGGAUGUAAGACUGUAGUGGAGGUGCGAAACACGUCGUCUUCAAGCUUCGUCGUUGAAGAGAUGUCCUGGACAACAAUAGGAGGUACAUUAUUCAGGUGCUGGGGCUGGAACAAUGAAGUCAAUGUUUUUGACACACACACCAAUACAUGGAGCGUGCCAGAGACUCGGGGUCCUGCUCCUGCUCCCAGAGGCUGCCAUGCUGCUGCUGUUUUAGGGAACAAAGGAUAUAUAUCUGGUGGCUUGGAAAAUGCAGAGAUAGACGUCUACUGCUUAGAUCUGGACACCUGGACCUGGACUCAAUUUGACAUCUCCCCGUCCUGUUCACCUCUGGGACGCUCCAUGCACACUAUGACACCGGUAUCAGAUCACACACUCUUCAUUUAUGGAGGCCUCGGGACAAAUGGAAAAACUCUCAAUGAUGCCUGGCAGUUUGACGCACUAAAGAAAGAGUGGACCGAGAUGACACACCCACACACAGAUAAACCUAGAGUGUGUCACACAUCGUGUCUGGGAAGUGACGGCGACGCUGUUGUGUUUGGGGGCAUCGACAACUUCUGCAUCCUAAUGGACUCAAUGGCUGUAUUGAGGUCUCCAUGGCAACAUCACUGCAGCGAUCUGUUUGUCUUUCAGACGCAGCCGUACUCCCUUUCCAGAUUAUGUGAGGACUUCAUAGGAAGAAACGCUGAGCUGUUUGGGAAUCAGCUGACCUGGCUGCCCUCAAAGAUGCAAAGUAGAAUUGAAAAGAGAGCUGCCUUUUUCGCUGCCACGGAGCCUGAUCUCUCCGAUUAAGGACUGAUCUAUUUUUUUAUUUUAAUGUGAAGUAUCUGAGCCGGUCAUUGCCCAGUUUUCAUUUUGAUAGUGAUAAUGUUUAUAAUGAUAAGGCAUAAUGCUGAAACUUGAUUUUUAACUUAAGAAAAACACAAUUUGUAAAUAAAGUCUUCUAUUUUAAAUACUUUGUGAUUAGACCAGUUUUACUCUAUAAUUUAAUGUACUUUUUUUGUCUUUGAAUAAAGCUAUGUUUAUUGUUGUAUAAA
Molecule: messenger RNA, 1726 nt
Organism: Sphaeramia orbicularis (orbiculate cardinalfish)
Lineage: Eukaryota; Metazoa; Chordata; Actinopteri; Kurtiformes; Apogonidae
Product: kelch domain-containing protein 1-like
Exons: 13
Coding region: 282-1481 (399 amino acids)
Molecular function (GO): protein binding
Source: RefSeq, a predicted model, not a curated record